GUCCAAGUUCAAGGUAUUAACACAAUAAAUCUGACAUUGUCUGCAAAGCUUGCCACUCCUCCUUUAGAAUUACCUUGAACCUCAUCGACAAUUAGCUCUCCUUACGUUGGUUUUCAAAAUGUGGGGUAAAGUAAUAUUUCUACUGGUUAUUGGGGUCGCAGGAAGUUCUGCAAUUUUGUUGGAUCUUGUGGCAAAGCUUCUCGUCUCGACCGAUGUAAAUCUGAUUAAAUUCUACUACUUCCCAACGCCAAGCCAAAAGAUUGAAAUCAAGUAUGGUGAUGUCAAUUCGUUAACAUCCUCGGGCCUGCUUAAUGGAAUAACAACAACGGUCUUGAUCGAUGGUUUUUUGUCCUCCUCGGAGACUCCGAUGCCCGUCACGCUAAGAAAUUCACUCCUCUCCGAAAACGUACAAAACAACAUCCAGAGAAAUAUCAUAGUAGUCGACUGGUCCUCCUUGUCUGGUGGGAAGUCAUUGAUUACGGACUGGUCUGCACCCUUAGCGUUGGCCAUGUACCCGUUGGUACUGCUCAAUGUAGUCCCCGCAGGACAAAGGGUGGCUGAGUUUCUCGAAUUUUUAAGAGUUAACAAAGGAAUUGAUCAAAGUCAAGUGCACAUAAUUGGACAUUCCCUUGGUGCACAUGUUGCUGGUAAGGCUGGAUCUCAACGCCCGACUUCCAGACUGACUGGCUUGGACCCUGCUGGUCCAGUGUAUUAUCUUUCGCUCUCUUCAUCGGACAUGAUUUACAAAGGCAAUGGAAUAUUUGUUGACCUCUACCACACUUCGAGAGGAAUGAUGGGCGACUCUCGCACGGGAACUGGAGACAUUGACGUGUACGUUAAUGGGGGUACUACACAACCCGGAUGCACAUCCUUUGAAGUGGUCCCUGGGUACUGUGCUCAUACGUAUUCUUGGCUGGUAUACAAUGCAUCAAUCGGUCGAAACGAUUUGUAUGCUUGUCCUUGUUCCACGACCAACCCACUCUUGGCCCCAACAUGCUUCUGCCAAACUAAUUGCAACGACGCUUCCUGUUCUGGCGCAAUCGCGAUUGGUGCUAAGGCUAGUGUUGCCUCCAGAGGCGAAUUUCAUUCCACCAUUACGGAAAGCUUCAAGUAAUUUGUUUCGUAAAAUAUGAUGAUGGAUUGAUUUAAUAAAUUAUUACUGCGUGCAAAUCAAA
This is a messenger RNA of Folsomia candida, 1175 nucleotides long. Its product is annotated as phospholipase A1 member A. Lineage: Eukaryota; Metazoa; Arthropoda; Collembola; Entomobryomorpha; Isotomidae. Gene Ontology annotation, molecular function: lipase activity. Bases 119 to 1114 code for a protein of 331 amino acids. The transcript is spliced from 6 exons. The record is from RefSeq and is a predicted model, not a curated record.